AUGGCAUUGGUGCUUUAGGAAUCCUGAUAAAACAUCACAAACUUCUGUUCAUUGGUAUUAGGGACAGUAUAGAGUGAGUGCUUGAAGAACUGCCUUGGCUUACCAACCUAUCUCUCCACAACUUCCAAUCAUCUCUAGGGAAUCCAGCAGAAACACUUCCACAGAGCGAAAGUUAUAAUACAGAAAGUGAUGAAAGGAGGACGCAGGCUCUUAAUGACGUCAGGUAUUCCCGGGACCCACCCACUGUGGGCGUUUUCCACCUACAGCCAGGCGCCUCCGGGGGCGGGGCUGGCUCAGGGUUGACGUCACUACUGAGCGCCGGGCGCGUUCCGUUGGCGGCGAAUUCGAACAUUCGGACCGGGGUUUCUCUGCCUGAAGAAGCGUCAGAGCGACCGAAUUGUUUUCGCUGGCCCAGCGUCCCCGAAGCUUGUGUGCGAUACAGAGAGCACCUCGGAAGCUGAGGCAGCUAGUACUUGACAGAGAGGAUGGCGCUGUCGACCAUAGUCUCCCAGAGGAAGCAGAUAAAGCGGAAGGCUCCCCGUGGCUUUCUAAAGCGAGUCUUCAAGCGACAGAAGCCUCAACUUCGUCUGGAGAAAAGUGGUGACUUACUGAAGAGUCCAGGACAAACGCUUGUGAGAGUAAAUGUGGAGUCAUUAACAAGGAGCACGUACUGGCCGCAGCAAAGGUAAUUCUAAAGAAGAGCAGAGGUUAGAAGUCAAAGAACAUAUUCUUGAAAGUUAUUACGUGAAUGCAUUCUUUUGGGUGGUAACAGAUCAUAAAGACAUUUUUUACACACCAAUUAAUAUGGGAUUAUUAAAUAUUGGCUAUAAGUGAUGUGUGUGUUUGUAUUUUUUUUCUGGCAUGAAAUAUCUCAAGUAAAUGCAUAGGACUAUUUAACCCUUUUAUGGGAAUUACUAUUAUUUUUAUUUUAAAUGUCCUCUAGUUCAGUUUGCUUUUGUUUUGUUGCUAUUGCAAAUAUUUUACGUAUCAAAAGUGAAAUCUUACUGUAUUAAAUACUUUGAAAACGUACUUCUUAGAAUUAAGUUUAUACAUAUUUAGAUUUAGCCACAGUUAACUAUGGAAUUUAAUCUCUGAAGAAAG
This is a messenger RNA of Nomascus leucogenys (northern white-cheeked gibbon), 1101 nucleotides long. It is a transcript of the gene CENPW, whose product is annotated as centromere protein W. Gene Ontology annotation, biological process: kinetochore assembly; chromosome segregation; mitotic cell cycle. The record is from RefSeq and is a predicted model, not a curated record. Gene Ontology annotation, cellular component: kinetochore; nucleoplasm. Gene Ontology annotation, molecular function: DNA binding; protein heterodimerization activity. The transcript is spliced from 3 exons. Bases 486 to 689 code for a protein of 67 amino acids. Lineage: Eukaryota; Metazoa; Chordata; Mammalia; Primates; Hylobatidae.